AUGACGCUUCUCGACGCCCACCUCGAGCAGAUCUCUCUCUGCUCCACGUCAAUCGCCGAGCUGCCCUUCCCCCGGCCAAAGAUAUUCGCCAAUGCUUUGCUGCACCCGCACGACAUUACAGCUCUGAUCCGUGACACCGAGUCGCACGAGCGCGCUCUCUUCUCCGUUCCCGCUCCGUCUAAGGCUCCUGCCGCCCAGGAACCCGCCCCGCUCGCCGCCUCCAACCGCCGCGCUACCGUAUUCAAUGCCCCGCGCCGUAACACGGCCGUUGCUGCCAUCCUAGGCAACGAUUUGGUCGAGCGUAUCCGUGAGGGUGGUGGCGGUGGUGCUGGGAGUACCUUGGGCUAUCGGUCGUAUGGCGGAGGGAGAGACAGAGGCGAGAUUGAUGUGGAAACCCUUCUCGAGGGUGCGGAGAAGCUCUGCGGUGUCUACCAUAUCCCGGGUGUCAACCAAAAGAUCGCGCAGCUCAGGCAGAGGCAUGCACGGCUCACGUCGUCGCUCGAACACUACGAGCUGCGCGUCGCCGAACAGCAGGCAACCCUCGCCCGCAUGAACAAGCCGCGCGACGAAUAUGCCGACGAGGCUGAGGACGCCAUGCAGCCCGAACCAGAGCCGGUGGAAACGCCUUUGACCAUGGAAGAUCUGAUGAGAGAAGAGGAGGAGAUCAGAGCUCUGGAAAACAAGAAGCGUGGCUUGGAGGAUCGCGUCAACUCCAUGGGAAAGGACAUAUAUGGCGUGCAAAGAGCUCUCAGAUGA
This is a messenger RNA of Diplodia corticola, 756 nucleotides long. RefSeq names its product dash subunit spc34. The record is from RefSeq and is a predicted model, not a curated record. The transcript is spliced from 3 exons. NCBI's taxonomy places the organism in Eukaryota, Fungi, Ascomycota, Dothideomycetes, Botryosphaeriales, Botryosphaeriaceae. Gene Ontology annotation, cellular component: spindle microtubule; DASH complex. Gene Ontology annotation, biological process: attachment of spindle microtubules to kinetochore. Bases 1 to 756 code for a protein of 251 amino acids.